Nezara viridula (southern green stink bug) is the source of this 945-nucleotide messenger RNA. The record is from the annotation of a GenBank genome assembly. Lineage: Eukaryota; Metazoa; Arthropoda; Insecta; Hemiptera; Pentatomidae.
GUUCUAUUUAUCCACCCUUCUACUAAAUUAUUGUAUAUCGUGAGAGUAUCUUCUUCGUCCACAGCCACUUGUCCUUCCAUCUUCUUCCUCUAAUUCACAUCGCCCGCCCGUCCUGACUUCCCCUCCUUCCAGAGCAAUUCCAAUAAUCGUCGGCCUCCCAGACGUCUCGACCUUGCCUUAAGGUUUCGACACUUGGAACCCAGCCCACCAAACCCUUUCCUAUCCAUAUAUAUACACCGAGGUACUUAUCCAACAGCACAGUGUCCACAGCACUUCAAGAACCAACAUGUCUCUCAAGGUCCUCUUCUUCGCCGCCGCCGUCGCCGCCGCCCAGGCCGGCUACAUCGCCCCAGUCAGCUACGGACUGGCCACCACCGCCAUCGGCUCCAGCUCCCAGUCCACCCUCCGCUCCGCCGACGGAUCCUCCGCCAUCUCCCAGUACUCCAAGGCCGUGGACACCGCCUUCUCCAGCGUCCGCAAGACCGACACCCGCAUCACCAACGACGCCAGGUACCUCACCCCCUUGGCCGCCACCUACCACGCCCCCGCUUACGCCGCCUCCUACGCCGCCGCUCCAGUCGUAGCUAAGGCCUACGCUCCAGCCGUCGCUACCUACGCUGCCGCUCCAGCCGUCUCCACCUACCAUGCUCCAGCGGUCGCCGCUUACCACGCCGCUCCAGUCGUAGCCAAGGCCUACGCCCCAGCCCUCGCCGCCCCAGCUUACGCCGCAAGGGCCUACGCCGCACCAGCCCUUGCUGCCCCAGCCGUCGCCGCUCACGGCCUCCUCGGAGUAGCCUACUCCGCCGCCCCCGCUGUCGCCCACGUCUCCUACGACAGCCCCAUCGUCCACUACGCUCUCUAAGUCAUCCCCUUCCUACGCCAAAAUACUAUUUAUUGCCCCAAUAAAAUGUAAGGUUGUUUAGCAUUUCUGUUGUUCUUUCUUAU